Hypomesus transpacificus is the source of this 3327-nucleotide messenger RNA. RefSeq names its product neurturin (gene nrtn). The transcript has 6 exons. Bases 793 to 1443 code for a protein of 216 amino acids. Lineage: Eukaryota; Metazoa; Chordata; Actinopteri; Osmeriformes; Osmeridae. Gene Ontology annotation, molecular function: growth factor activity; receptor tyrosine kinase binding; glial cell-derived neurotrophic factor receptor binding. The record is from RefSeq and is a predicted model, not a curated record.
GCAGGUAGACAAGUAAACACCAAGGUUGAUAGACGAAGAACUUGAAAGAGUCUACUUUGAAUAAAAUACUGGUAUUUACCAUACUGGUUCAUUCGAUUUUUUUUUUUGAAUGAAUCAAGACCAGGCUGAAGAGUGCAGGGUUGAGUAACUCGAAGCGUGAUGUCACAGACUCUCUUGGCUCUGCUAAUGCUAGCAUGCAUUAUGCAUCUUUCUCCUUGGAGCAGAGUCCACCGCUACACGGAGACGGCAGCUGCUUGCCCGGCUUACAGACUCCCCUAGCUCGCUCUCCAGGACGCCCUAGGAAACAGCUUCUCUCUGACGGGAACGCCGCUCCAGAGACCGCCCGCCCGGCUGCCACUCUCUCUGCGUAUGACAGGCAGCGAGGAAGGAAUCUCGGCAGGAACGCCUCACUCUCUCUCUCGCGCGCGCAGCUGUCUUGUCUUGUUGGAGAAAGUUCUGGACUGACAAAAAUGAACAGGAUGAUAUUUCUCAUCUGGAUCUGGGACUUAAAAAGUUCUUCUCACGAGAUUCUACCAUAUUUCAGCCCUGCAUGAAAAAAAGAUAACCACCACCUCCCAGCUCUCACAGUGGAAUAUUUCUAACUAUUCAGGAGACGACCUGACUGUACCCGUGACUCCUUGUUGUGGUUCUGAUCCAAGUGGACCCCCCGGGACCCUGACAACUGCGGGCUACAGUCCCAUGUGGUCCCCCCCGGAGGUCAGCUCAGAGGGACACAGUGACGGGUCUGGAUAAGCCGGGCGCACGAGUGUCAAUGCUCCUACUGGUUCUAAGAUGAAGGUAUGGAAGUGUGCUGCCAUUGCCUUGACUCUGUGUGGCGCAGGACUGGCCUUCUUCAUCACUGACAUAAUGGUUCCCACGGCGCCCAGUCACCAGCCUGCCUGGGCCUCUUCCUCCUCCUCGCACGCCUCUUCAUCGUCAUCCUCCUCCUCCUCCUCCCCACUGGGCGCCAGCCGGCAGCGGAGAGCGCGGUCGACAGACGGGAUGAGCUCCAUUCUGACUGAGCUCAUGCACCUGUUCCAGACCUUUACGGAGGGCGAGCUGAGGCAGGUGGUGGGCAGCCUGGUGGACAGGAAGACCCGACGCCAGGCACGACACGACGACCGCCUGGGCAAACGGACUAAACGGGCCAAGAAGGGAGUGAAGCCGUGCUCCCUGCGCGUGGUCAACAUCAUGGUCAGUGAACUGGGGCUGGGCUUUGAGAGCGACGAGACAAUCAGCUUCCAGUUCUGCAGCGGCACCUGUAAGGCCAACCGCCGCAACUACGACCUCAUCCUGAAGAAGUGGAAGAGGAAAGGCAUCUCCCGUAGGGACCGCAGUCCCUGCUGCCGGCCCACCGCCUACGAGACCGACUACGUCCUGGAUAACGACAACAGAUACGUGAAGCUGGGCAAUUACUCUGCCCUGGACUGCGGCUGCGUAUGAUGUGUCCCGUCUGCUGGGCGCCAGCUGUGUGGAAUUUGGCACAGCUGCGGCCAUUUUCAGGAGUGUAGCAGAGGGGGGUGGGAAUGGAGCGCUCGUGGGGAAGCCCUGAGGGGGGCCACGUCUCUGGGAGCAUUAGACCGUCCUCUUGGUCACAUGGUUGACAAUUCGGGGGGGAGCCAAUGGGAGACCAGAGUGGGUCGUGUGCACCACUGACAACGGCUGACGACACAGGAAAUACCAGAACUGCUCCUGGAGGAAAGCAACAGUGUGACUUCCUCCCUGCUCUGCUUUCAACAACAAAAAAUAUGCUUUCUUUGCCUUCCAAGGGAUACUCUCUCAGAGUGUGACUUGCAGUGUGGGGAAGCCUCGGUCUCAUUAGUCAUCUGAGGCGUUCUCCGUGGUAUGACUUGUUAAGACGUGCAUGCCUCCAUGCCAUGCUGCUUUGAUACCACAUACACAUGCUUCUAUACAGAGUGUCUACAGACUAUAAACCUUACUAUAGGAGGAGGCCACCACAGUCAUUCACUCACAACACUAGGGUACAGUAGGGCUAAGAUCGCCACCCUGUCUGCGCGACUGAACCGCUAAGAAACAUUUUGCGCCCAGUUAAAAGGGUUCCUAAAGCGUGCAUUCAGUUGUCAGUUGUAGAAAUACCUUUAAAAAAUAAAUACAUAAACUCCCAACUAUUAUCUGUAAAUAAUUAGGCUAUGUUUGAAACUACAUAGGGGUUAGAAGGUUAUUAGAGAAGUUUUCUCUACAGGGAACAAAUGGGUGAUUUAAAAUAGUUUAAGUUACCGUUUGUCUGACCGUGCAUGAGAGAGAGAGACCAGGGAAGGAGCCAUGCGCUUCUGGACAUCCUGUACAGCAAGUGCAUCAUUCCAUGACAUCAGACAUUGGACCACAUCAUGGAAUCUCCAGCCAUGACCAGAUACCACAUAUAUCUACCUCAUUUAUGUUGAACGUUUCUAUGUAGAGGAACACAUUAUCACAUGUGAUCCCGCUACUCAGCUAAAAGCAUUUUAGGGGAAGCUUUUUACCUGGAGAAACAUUCUCUUAGGACAACCAUUUAUUAUCUACUUUCCUCUGGGUUGAUAACAGCCUCACCACAGAGCUGUCUGGUCAGUAGAGGUCUCAUGAACUGAGCUUUUAGAUGUGCAUAGCGACCAGAUAAACACACAAAGUAUCUGGGUCACCCUCGGAGAUCAUAGGGAACACAGGUCAAUCAAAUUGUCUCGUGAAACACAACAACUGCGACGCAAGCGCCUGUUCCGGGACAGUAACGCAAUCCACCAAAACUUGAACGUCAGUUUUGGUGGGCGGGGCCUCAGUGUUCUCCCGCUGUGACCAUCUAGACAGGGCUAUCGAUUAAGCGAGUGACGGUCGGCUCGUAAAUGUAGCAGAAAGGGGGUUUGCGCUUCAGUCUUACCCUGAACUGGCCCGCGGAGCAAAUCCCAUAAUAGACUACUCUAAUCUAUUUAGCUCCUUUAUCACCCGAUUGGGCCCUGGUUCUGAAUGCAAAAGGAAAGAAAAGCAAGUAAAUCCACCACGCGACACAAAUAUAGCUCCAGAACUGUUGUCAGCAAGUCGUUCUAGGACUCUUAAGCUGUGUUGCAGCGUGGCCCCCCUGUACAGUUUGUCAGACGUUAGGUAGAUGGAGGCUGGUGCGAUUCCCUGUUCCACAUCACAGUAGUCUGGUUUUUCUACACUUCUACCUAAACACUACUUUAGUGUCAUGCAUUUCAUCAAAGAAAAGGCAAACCAUGUGUUCUUUGUGGCCACAUAUUCUGUACAUUUGGUAGCAACCAAUUUGCCCACAGACUUAUAAAAGAGAAAAGAAUGUCUGUCUGUUACAAAGGCCAUGCUUAGCUCACACAUUUGGAUAAA